CCUCGAUCAUUAUGAAAGGCAGCCUUGAAACCCCUAAUCCUGGCUGGAACAAAGUGUCUCUCAAAGCUGAGGGAGACUACGCCGACGCGACGUUGAACGACGUGAGCCUGCUUCAUGUGCAGCUUCCCAGGGGUCCGGCAAAUGGCUUUGUGGGUCUGGGGACAUCAACUUGGGGGUUGGCCGAUUUCGACAACAUGCUCAUACAGCCGGCCAACUGGACCGGCACGGCCCGGACGCAGGGAGACAGCAGGCUGUACUUUGAGCCAGGAAACUAGUGUCAUAUGAUGGGGCGGCAAUCGGGGCAGUGGUGGCACUAUGUGAGAUAAUGUUUUAUCUUAAGACUUAUUCUAAAAUUGCUAAUCAUUCACAUUGCGACAUGCUGAAUUCACAGCAAAAAUACAUGUUUAAACAUGUUUAGGUAAAAUAUCAAACUUACAGCGUGGCACUUGCAUUUCUAACACUCUGCAAAGAGUGAGCGAGUGAGUGAGUUUGGAUUAACGCCGCUUUCAGCACUAUUCUAGCAAUAUCGCGGCGGGGGCACCGGAAAUGGGCUUCACACAUUGAAAUACGUAUUGUGUUACGGAAUGUUCAUAUCGUUAUUUUAAAUAUAGGUAAGCCUCAUUAGUUCGAUACUUUGUAAUGCUUGUGGAAAUAUAUCAAUAAAGUAAGCUACAACAUAUACAAA
Haliotis rubra (blacklip abalone) is the source of this 685-nucleotide messenger RNA. Its product is annotated as galactocerebrosidase-like. Lineage: Eukaryota; Metazoa; Mollusca; Gastropoda; Lepetellida; Haliotidae. Bases 12 to 275 code for a protein of 87 amino acids. The transcript is spliced from 2 exons. The record is from RefSeq and is a predicted model, not a curated record.